GGCUGCGUGAUGUUGGCGGGAACUCCGCGGGCGUCGGACGUCCGGCGGCCCCGGGACGCGGGCGAGCCCGCGGCGUUGCGGGCAGCGAGAUGCGGGUAGCCGUGACCGGCUGCUGCCAUGGGGAGCUGGACAAGAUCUACGAGACGCUGGCGGUGGCGGAGCGGCGCGGCGCGGGCCCCGUGGACCUGCUGCUGUGCUGCGGCGACUUCCAGGCGGUGCGCAACGAGGCCGACCUGCGCUGCAUGGCCGUGCCGCCGCGCUACCGCCACAUGCAGACCUUCUACCGGUAUUAUUCUGGAGAGAAAAAGGCCCCGGUUCUCACCAUCUUCAUUGGCGGAAACCAUGAAGCUUCAAAUCAUUUACAAGAGUUGCCCUAUGGUGGCUGGGUGGCACCAAACAUUUAUUAUUUAGGUUUGGCAGGUGUGGUGAAAUACCGAGGUGUGAGGAUUGGUGGCAUCUCUGGUAUCUUCAAAUCUCAUGACUAUCGAAAAGGUCAUUUUGAGUGUCCCCCUUACAAUUCGUCCACCAUAAGGAGUAUAUAUCAUGUGAGAAAUAUUGAAGUCUAUAAAUUAAAACAGCUGAAGCAGCCUAUAGAUGUAUUCUUAUCUCAUGAUUGGCCCAGAAGUAUCUAUCACUAUGGAAAUAAGAAGCAACUCCUGAAGACCAAGUCUUUUUUCCGCCAAGAGGUGGAGAAUAACACGCUGGGCAGCCCAGCCGCCUCGGAACUCCUGGACCAUCUGAAGCCCACUUACUGGUUCUCCGCCCACCUGCACGUCAAAUUUGCAGCCUUGAUGCAGCAUCAGGCCACGGAUAAAGGAGAGACAGCCAAAGCAACCAGAUUUUUAGCCUUGGACAAAUGCUUACCACAUAGAGACUUUCUUCAGGUCUUAGAAAUCCCACACGACCCCGGUGCGUCUGACCAGCUGGAGUAUGACGUGGAAUGGCUGGCUGUCCUCCGGGCCACUAACGACCUGGUGAACGUGACCGGGGGCCUGUGGAAUAUGCCCGAGAACAACGGCCUGCACGCACGGUGGGAUUACAGUGCCACCGAGGAAGCCAUGAAGGAGGUGAUGGAUAAGAUGAACCAGGACCUCAAGGUGCCCUGCAACUUCAGCGUCACCGCGGCCUGCUAUGACCCCAGCAAGCCACAGGCCCCAGUGCAGCCUGUGCACAGGAUCAACCCGCAGACCACUGAGUUCUGUGCCCAGCUUGGCAUCACAGACAUGAACGUGAGGCUUCAGGAGGCCAAGGAAGAGCACCCACCUUGUGGGGACUACGAAGAGCAGGAGGAGGGGAGCGACGACUCUGGAGAAGACCGGAGCGAGUACACCACCGACACCUCCGCCCUGUCCUCCAUUAAUCCCGAUGAGAUCACGCUAGAUGAAGAAGAGGAGGAGGAGGAGGAGGAUUGUGGAGGUUCACCCAGUGACAUGAACACACCCUCAGCAGAACCUCCUUCCUAUCAGGCUUCCGAUUUCUCCACAAGCUUUUCUGAUGUGAGGGUCUUGCCGGGGUCCAUGGUUGUAUCUUCCGAUGACUUACCAGGCUCUCCCUCGGGUACCGAAGGGGGACCCCUAGAGGACGAUGGGAAGGACUUCACUGAGUCGCCCUUGAAGAGGCUGAGUAAUGAACACGAACCUGAACAGAGAAAGAAAAUCAAGAGGAGGAAUCAAGCCAUCUAUGCGGCGGUGGAUGAUGAUGGCGCUAAUGAUGAUGCCGAAGCCUGACACGUUGACUUGCCUUCCUAUUAUGUGUACAUAGGUGAUUUUUUUGAGACCCUAUUUUUAGAGUUGGAUUUUUGGUGCAAGGAUUACCUUUGUAAUAAUGAAGUUAUAAAAGGGGAUUAUUUUUUUUUUUUUUAGAUAUCAACUUGGUCUUUAGGCCUUUAUAUGUUUUAGAUACAAAUGCAUUAAAGGUUCCUGUCCAGUUUUGAUUGACCUAACGUCAUUUACCUCCAUUUCUACACCCUUACCGCUCAUGCACUUGAUGACAAACACAUCUUCUGAAAUACGGGACUGUGAACACAGAGGACACAUGGAUUUUUUUUUCAAGGAGUUAAAAUUAUAUGUAUUUUGAUGUAUUCAAAAAGAGGUAUAUUUAAGAUGUUUUCCAAAGUCCACAUCACUUUUGUACAUAUAAUUAUGUAUCCCUCCUUUUCAUGAUCUUCCCCCCCAGCAAUCAGCUUAAUGUCUGUCAGAAAUAAAUUGCAAUUGGAGAUG
Messenger RNA from Dipodomys spectabilis (banner-tailed kangaroo rat), 2219 nucleotides. It is a transcript of the gene Dbr1, whose product is annotated as debranching RNA lariats 1. Gene Ontology annotation, biological process: mRNA splicing, via spliceosome. The record is from RefSeq and is a predicted model, not a curated record. Gene Ontology annotation, molecular function: RNA lariat debranching enzyme activity. Gene Ontology annotation, cellular component: nucleus. The transcript is spliced from 8 exons. Lineage: Eukaryota; Metazoa; Chordata; Mammalia; Rodentia; Heteromyidae. The coding region runs from base 90 to 1727 and encodes 545 amino acids.